This is a messenger RNA of Didymodactylos carnosus, 3603 nucleotides long. Lineage: Eukaryota; Metazoa; Rotifera; Eurotatoria; Philodinida; Philodinidae. The record is from the annotation of a GenBank genome assembly.
AUGCUAACUCGACACGCAUCUAUACCAUCUUCCGCCUCUUCAUCGAAUUUAAAUUCAAAACAACAACAAUCACAGUCUGUAUCAAAACAUUCAAUACAAAUUACACGGAAUUCAACGAGAAAACAAACAAAUGAAUUUGUUGAAAAUAAUAAUUGUUUUACGGAUAGAGAUGGAGGAGAUUAUUCUUCAUCAGAUCGAAAUAAACGGUUAAAAGGUAGUGGUGGUGGUGGUGGUGGAGAUCUAAGACAAUGUUCUAUCGAUGAUAACAAUAAUCAUCAUCAGAAACUAAACAGCAACAAUAAUAGGAAAUACAAUAAUUCAUUUUCAUUAUUAGAUAAUGCAUCAUCUACACAACAUUUUUCUUCACAACAAAUAGGAUUAUUAUCUCACCCACAACAAACACAAUCAUGCACAACAACAACCACGACAUCGACAUCAACUAAACCAUUAAAAAAACGUUGGUUAGCUAGUCAUGAAAAUUCAGAGGAGAAAGGUGAAAAUCAGGAUAAUCAAGAACAGACAACACAAAAUGGUCAUGUUAUAACAGGAAAUAAUCAAUUGUCACCUAUCUCGUCUACAAUGUCACAGUCAUUAGAUUCUGAACUUGAAACAAUUAUAGUUAAUUUAAAAGAAAAUAUUAGUAAAUGUAAUUUAAAUGAUUGGAUCGAUCUAAAUGUUUUAGUUAGAAAAACAAAUUCUAAUCAAAAUUUUACCUAUGUUCAUGGUCAUAUUUAUCAAAUAAAUGAAUCAAUUGUUACAAUAAAAACAAAAAAUACAAAUGUUCAAGAAUUAAUUCAUAUUAAUUUACUUAAUAUUUACGAAUUAUUCGAUAUUAUAUUAGAUAAUUUACCUGUUUAUACGGAUUUGGACGUUGGUAAACGUGUUUUAUGUAAAUUAUCAAUUGAACAUACACAAUAUUCUAUGGGUGUAAUUAUGGAUAAAACACAACAACAAUUUAAAAUUAAAUUAAUUGAUACCGAACAAACGGUACUAUUAGCGAGACAAUCAUUAAGAUUAAUUUUACCACCAUGGCAUGAAGAAAUUUCGAUUGACUGGAAUUUGGCAACAGAAUUAAUUUUAACAGAUAAAUUAUCAUUGUCAUCAUCAUCAAUCAGAACCACAGUGAAUGAAGAGAGCUCAAGCAUGAAUAAUGAUUUAAUAACAAUGAACAGUAAUGCUUUUCGUCUUCGUCUUCUAUCUACUAAUGAUUAUUCAUCAUCUUUAAACCGUCAACUAUCAUUAUCAUUGUCUGAAAAUUUAAUAAAUGUUAAUGUUGAUGACACAAUUCGAACGGCAACAGCAACAACUUCGAUCAUUACAACAGAGAGAGAACAAGAAGAGUUGUCAAAUGAAAAUGUGAAAAAAACAUUAGAAAAUAAUAUACAAAUUAUAGCAAAACCAUCAGAUGAUGCACAACAGACAGAUAAUAAAAAUAUGUUUAAAAAAGGAGACAUUGUUGAAGCACCAAAUCAGAUUCGAAAAAAGUUUAACGGUAAACAAUGGCGACGGCUAUGUUCAAAAGAUAAUUGUCCAAAAGAAUCACAACGAAAAGGACUAUGUUCAAGACAUUUAUCACAAAAAGAUAAAAAUUCUUAUCAACAAACUCGUCCCACUCCUCCACAAUUACUGAUUCCACGUUAUCGACACCAUCCAUAUCAUCAUUCUGUUUCAUCCUCUCCUGUUAGUACCAUUCCACAAUAUGUACGACAUAUUUACGAUUAUUCACCUGCAACCACAUCGCAACACUCUAAUCAAACAUCGUUUAACCGUGUAAAUUCUUUUCCAAAUCAGCAAUCAGAAUUACAACAAUUGUUUACAACAUCAAAGCCAACUGGUCUCGUUCCGCCUGGUAACGCAUUUAAUUUACAUCGUGGUUCCUAUUCUGCUCCACAUUCUCGAACAGCAACUCCUAUGCCACAUCCGUCUACAAUUACAUUGACACCACUUUCAUUAUCGACAGUGACUUCUAGAGUCAAUUCACAUUCGUCUUCAUCAUCUCUAUCACCGUGUGAACAACAAAAACAACAACAACAACGAUUGUUAUUUAUUAAAGAUAGAUCACCAUCUGUGCAACAACAGGCUCAUCAACAACAGUAUUUUCAUGGUGAAGAACAACAAACUACAAGUCUUUUAAGAGAUAAAGAAAAUAAUGGUAUGAGUAAUAUUGUGAAUUGGCCAGAGAUUUUACCAAAAAUUUCAAUUAAAGUUAAUACAACAAUAUCAAAAGUUCAUCGACAAGCAAAUAACGAAGAUAGUGAGGACGACGAUAAUGUAUUUCCGGAAAGGUGUAAUUCACCUCGUUUUAACCCUCAACAACAGGAAUCACCUUCUUCUCAACAUCAAUUGAUCGAACGACAACAGUCACAAAAUAAUUCGAAUAAUCAAUGUUUAUACACAGAAAAUAAAUUACCACAAUCUACUUCGUCAAUACAACAAGAUACAUCUCGUUCUCUCCGUCCUCGAAAUUUAUCAUCACAUACCAACAAUACUCAAAAUAAAUCGUAUAUCCGUCGUCCCAUGAAUUCGUUCAUGUUAUUUUGUAAAGAACAACGACCAUUAAUGCAUUUAGAACAUCCAAAUCGGGAUAAUCGUACGGUUAGUAAGAUACUUGGAGAAAAAUGGUAUACACUGACGAAAAAAGAACGAGAUAAGUACAAGCUAUUAGCAAAGUCUCUUAGACAAGAACACUCGAAACAAAAUCCAGAUUAUAAAUGGUCUAAUGGAACGAGAAAACAACAAUCAAAAGAACAAAAAUUUCCUGUGGAACAAGCACAUGAACGCGAGAGCGACGAUGAGGAAGAUGCUGACGCAGGUUCUUGUGAAAAUGGCGAUGAGAAGAAUAUGGCACUGCACUCACAAAUGGAAUUUAGGGCACAAGAUGAAGAUGAUGAACAAACGCUCAUUGUGAGUUAACAAUCGGUUCUACACGGUUGGAAAUAAUAUUUUUCCGGGAGGAUAGAGCUGAAACUACAGAUGAUAUAAAAAUUUAUUAUAUACCAAACUAAUGUUCAUCUAAAAUGGAAUUGAUGUGUACGACUGAUAUUCUGUAUGACGAUUAUUGACUGUAGAACUAUGGAAGUUUCUAUCGAGUGCGUCAUAAUGAUUAAAUUCUGGGUGUAGCAGUGCUUUGAGUAAAAGUCCCGUAACUUCAAUAAAACAAACGCUUUUUCGAUCGGGUUUGUUUUGUUUUGAUCAGGAAUGAUUGCUUUUCUAUUACUAAUUCUGAAAUCAAAACAUCGAUCAGAUUUUCCAUUUCUUACUUCGGCACAUUGCUGAAAAUGAGGAAAAAUUUUUGAAACUUAGUUCUCCAGCCCACCAUCUGUUCUAAAAAACAUUUUUCACAGGCAAGAGGAAAUAGCAUGUUCAGAAGUACAAAAAGAACUGAGUUCUCACUUUUGCUACACUCUUUUGCGUGAAUAAUUGCUGAAGAAAAAAGUCAAGUCGAAAAAAUAUCAACUAUACAAAGUUUUCAUUUUUUUCGUAUAAUUUACGUAGUUUCCUUGAUUAAAGUUCUAAAAUUAAAGUUUAGGUAUGAUUUUGUAGAAUAUUUCGUGGCGCAUCUUUUAAAAAAAACACUAACCGCGAGAUCCUGAACGUACACGA